This is a messenger RNA of Pomacea canaliculata, 13058 nucleotides long. Its product is annotated as dynein heavy chain 1, axonemal-like. Gene Ontology annotation, cellular component: dynein complex. The transcript has 82 exons. Gene Ontology annotation, biological process: microtubule-based movement. The coding region runs from base 599 to 12739 and encodes 4046 amino acids. Gene Ontology annotation, molecular function: minus-end-directed microtubule motor activity; ATP binding; dynein intermediate chain binding. NCBI's taxonomy places the organism in Eukaryota, Metazoa, Mollusca, Gastropoda, Architaenioglossa, Ampullariidae. The record is from RefSeq and is a predicted model, not a curated record.
GUUUGCAGUGACGUCAUUACUCAACAGUUUUUGGCGUCACUACAAGUCGGCCUCAGCUGUAACCUCUGCUAAAGCUGAACUUGUGCUGCAACUACAAGAACCAAUAAACAGAUAUAAAAGACGGAACCAUGCCCAAACAUUCUAGUAGGCCGUUCUUCCCAAAGUCUACACAAAGUGUCAUUAAGGAGAGCCCUCGGGGUGACAGAUACCCCGAGUAUCCGCUCGAUGGCCUUUACUCCAACAUUGCGACCAACAGUGCCAGCAGAGAGAUCAACGUCCGGGAUGUCCAGGCGGGCGCCUCGAAGUUGCAGGAAGUCAACUGGAGAGUGGCUACCGAAAAACACACACCUGAAGCUUAUGGCUUCAAGACAGAAAAGAAACGACAGAAGAAAUCAGUAGACAGAAGCCACAGGUCGUGCUCCCACCCACCUCUGACUUUCCUUCAAAGUCAUACUUACCGAAAGCUCAGUUAUCCUUGAAGGUGAAACCAAACGAGCAGCCACGCAUCCUUGCAAUAGAAAGAUUGAGGCGAGAGUACCUGCAGCUCAACGUCUCGGAUAUAUUGGAGAAGGACUACAAUAUCUUGACUGAGAAGCUGAUGCCUAUUCACCCCGUUUUUCAUACCCCCGUCGCGCUGGAGUUAGACCCUACAAAGAUGGCUUCUUUCCAGCACUACCUGCCACUCGAUAUUUUUGACGACCAUUUCUUAGACUGCCGAACGCCGGAAGAAUGGCUGGAUCUGGGGCUGGAAGAUGGGAUACGCAAGCCUGUGCCUGCAAGAGCACUCAUUGCCUCUUCAAACGAAGACUUUGGAAAAAAGCCGACAGAAUCGCGUGUGAAGUACAUGUGGUGUGAUGUCGGGGUUCUUGAUUACAAUCCGGAGACCAUGCUGUACCUCGUGCAUCGUGUUGAUCAGUUUGGACGGGUCGUUGACGAGCAUGGCAAUUCUGUUGUGGACGACGGAGUUAUAAAACGAGGAAAUAUCCCUCUCUUGCCCUGUCAGACGUGGGUGCCCCGUAUCCAGUUGCACUUUAGGGCCGAAGACCCGCGGGCAUUCGCUCGGCGGGUGGCGAAUGCCUACAUGGCACGUUUGGACUGCGAGACAGAACUGCGCUACCACUUGUGCAUCGACUGCAUGCCCAUGGACGAUGUGGUCGAACUGGAGCGCUCGUCCUUCGAGCGCAUGAAGAACUUCGUCUUGACCACACCUCGCAUCAUCCAAAAAAAGGGAUUGACGGAGAAGUUCCUCAUUUGUCUGGAGAACGAGGUGAGAAUUGACUUCAUGCGUGCCAUGAACCGCAUCGACUUUGACCGCACGGUGACUGCUUACCCCGAACACUUUGGUUACGUCACCCUGCCCGUACGGCCCGAAAUACCCGUUCCCUAUUCAACGCGCCACCCGGAUGUGCCAAUGUACCCGUUUAAGAUUCAGCGAGAGAAGCUGAUCUUUUACUACACCAUGGUGCCGCAUGCGCGCUGCGUCAAGGCCAUGUCUGCCGUACGAGCGGAGUGCAACAAGGUCAGCUGGGGCAUGCAGCUCUUCUCCCUGCCUCAGCCAAAGCCCCAACGGUUGGAAGACUUUGAUCUAAGCCAGACUCAGGUGCAACAUCAGGUAAGUGCAUACCUGAAGGACAACUGGUUGAGAACUGUAAUUACUGCCAUUCGUACUAAUCUGAUGGAUCUGGGUAAAGGAUGGUACAACAUUCACGAGACCAAGUACUAUAUCUAUACUUUAUCUCCAUUGAAACGUUAUAUGGAGACCGUCAAGUUCAUGAUGCAGGAUUCGCUCAGGUACUUGGUGCUGGACUCCCUAACCUUGUUCACCCAGGUCAUCGUGGACGCCUGCGAAAGUGUCAUGGAAUUGGACGAGAAUUUUACAUGGGGAAAUGAUCUCAAAAAGUCUCCUUUCAAGCCUAAAAGAUUACCGAUGUGGACAAUGGAUCUUGAUCUGACCCCUGAAGGUGCAAAGUAUAGCACCAAACUGAAUAUUUUCGAGACUUACCUCUUGACCAUCUUCGACAAAGCAAUCUUGGCCACGCAAAACAUCCAACAAGUGGAGAAGUUCGUGAUGGAGGAUAUUUUCUUUGCUGCAACACCUUUGCUGGAGACAGUUGGCAAGUUGGAAGGUCAGGUGGUGAAGAUGCGAGAAACUGUGAGACACGCCAUACAGCAGGCCAUAAUACCCCUUGAAGCCUACGCAGCUGAAUUUUCUCAGUACCUGCCGGUCUUCAACACGAUUAUUCCCACCUACAUUAACGAGUUCAAGAAGAAGCCACACUCACCGAUGGACGUGCAGCGGGAGGUGCAGAAGAAUUUGACUGAAAGGGUGGUGGUCGAUGAGGCCAUUCCAAUGAGCAUCGUCAUCGGCCCUUUCCAUCUCAUCACCGAACCUAUCCGCUCAAACUUGUCCAAAAAGCGCAAAGCCAUGGCCCAUGCCAUUAUGGACCUGUACGCCAGUGAGCUCAAGGUUAAGACAGAAGAAUCAUGCAAUGCGAUGAAAGACAUUAACCGAAAACUGUUUGAUAAGCCUAACUCAAUCGAAGAGCUGGUGGCAAUACAAGAAUGGAUGAAAAGUAUUCCUGAAAAAUUGAGGGAGCACACGGAGAUCACGGACAAGAUGUUCGAUGAGCACGAGGUUCUAGCCGAUUACAAAUAUAAUUUGACGAACGAAGACUUUAAACUAAAAUGGGAAGCUAAAGGAUGGCCUCAUAAAAUCGAACAACAAAUGGAGAGAACAAACGAUGUUUUGAACGAGGACAGGGAACGCUUCAAAAAGCUUCAGGUUUCAGAUGCUCUUAACUUUGAGGAAAGGAUCGCUUCUGCCGCGAUAGUUGUUGCAAGCAUGCAGUCUCAUUCCGACAUCAAGAAGGGCCACGAGAUUGCCAAUGAAAUGAGACGUGUGAACAAAAACAUCAAAGAGUGCCAGCAACUCGCCACCCUUUACAAUAGCCGGGAGCGCCUUUUCGACCUUCCAAUAACCAACUACGAUAAAGUUGGCAAGCUGGCAAAAGACUUUGAACCAUACCGUAACUUGUGGAUUACGGUAUCUGACUGGCUGCGGUGGCAGGAGAGCUGGUUGAACGAUCCGCUCAACAUGCUCAAUGCGGAAGACAUUGAGAAGAACGUCAACGAAUCCUUCAAGACCAUGCACAAGUCGGUCAAAAUCUUUAGUGACAUCCCAGCUGUUCUGGAAGUGGCGAUGAACAUCAAAUCCCUCAUUGAGGAUUUUAAGCCCAAAAUUCCACUUCUUAGCGGACUGCGAAAUCCGGGUAUGCGAGCGCGGCACUGGGAAAAGCUGUCUGAACAAUUGGGAAUGAACCUAAAACCGAAGGCUGACCUGACUUUCUCAAAAUGCCUGGAGAUGAAGCUGUUGGAUCACGUGGAGGUCAUUUCUAAGGUCGCGGAAGUAGCUGGCAAAGAAUAUGCAAUCGAGCAGGCUUUGAACAAGAUGACAGCCGAGUGGGAGGACGUGAACUUUGAAGUGCAGCCCUACAAGAACACCGGCACAUACAUUCAGAAGGUCACGGAUGACAUACUCCAACAGAUUGACGAUCAUAUCGUCUUGACGCAGAGCAUGACCUUCUCGCCCUACAAGGCUGCCUUUGAGGACAGGAUAAACCGAUGGGAGCAAACGCUGCGAAUGACACAGGAUGUUUUGGACGCGUGGAUAGAGUGUCAAAGGUCUUGGAUGUAUCUGGAACCUAUAUUCAGCUCCGAGGACAUCACUCGCCAGCUUCCCACAGAAUCCAAGCGCUACAACACUGUAGAACGUAUGUGGAGGAAAAUAAUGACCAAAUGCAACGCUUACCCAAAGAUUAUCGAGCUCUGCCCAGACCCAACCUUGCUGAAGAAUCUCCGCGCCUGCAACGAGCUCCUAGAACAGGUUCAGAAAGGGCUUAGUGAAUACUUGGAGACCAAACGCAACUCCUUCCCGCGAUUCUACUUCCUGUCUGACGACGAGUUGCUGGAGAUCCUGUCUCAGACUAGGGAUCCCACUGCCGUCCAGCCGCACCUGCGGAAAUGUUUCGAAAACAUCUAUCGGCUGAAAUUCGAGAAGGAUCUCAAAAUCACAAAGAUCUACUCGGCCGAGUUUGAGGAGAUAGACUUCCGAGAGACCUUAUAUCCAGUGGGCAAUGUGGAGGAUUGGAUGUGUGAAAUCGAACGCAACAUGCGCCAGAGCCUUCGUGAGAUUAUCAGUGAUGCCCUCAAAAUAUACAAGAAGUCACAGCGCACGAAGUUUGUGCUGGAGUGGCCCGGCCAAGUGGUCAUCGCGGUUUGCCAGACCUACUGGAGCGCUGAGGUUACUGAAGCGCUGGAAUCGCAGACCCUCCACGACAGGUUCGAGGUGAUGCUGAUGCAGCUGGACAACUUGCGGAACCUGGUCCGGCAGGACGUGAGUACGAUCGGGCGCAUGACCCUCUCCGCCCUUAUCGUCAUCGAAGUGCACGCCCGCGACGUGGUGGCCAAUAUGCUCAAGGAGAAUGUCACCAGCACCAACGCCUUCGAGUGGAUCAGUCAGCUCAGAUACUACUGGAUGGAAGACAACAACUUGUAUCAGAGAGCCGUAAACGCGCAGUUCCCUUAUGGCUACGAGUACUUGGGCAACACUCUCCGUCUGGUCAUCACCCCUCUGACCGACAGGUGUUACCUUACUCUAACUGGCGCUCUUCACCUCAGGUUCGGAGGCGCACCGGCUGGUCCUGCGGGUACAGGGAAGACAGAGACUACAAAGGAUCUAGCGAAGGCUUUCGCGAUUCAAUGCGUUGUUUUCAACUGCUCCGAUCAACUGGAUGUCUUGGCCAUGGGAAAAUUCUUCAAAGGUCUUGCCAGCUCUGGAGCGUGGGCGUGCUUUGAUGAAUUCAACCGCAUCGACAUCGAAGUUUUGUCUGUGGUGGCGCAGCAAGUGACGACAAUCCAGAAAGCACAGCAGCAGCGAGUAGAGCGCUUUAUCUUUGAGGGCGUGGAGAUCACCCUCAAGCCUUCCGUCGCUGUCUUCAUCACCAUGAACCCCGGAUAUGCCGGACGAACAGAGCUACCUGAUAACCUGAAGGCUCUCUUUAGACCAGUGGCCAUGAUGGUACCAGACUACGCUCUCAUCGCAGAAAUCAGUCUCUUCUCUUUCGGGUUCGCAGAGGCUAAAGCUCUUUCUAAGAAAAUUACUACAACUUUUAAGCUUUCCUCAGAGCAGCUUAGCUCUCAAGACCAUUAUGAUUUUGGAAUGAGAGCAGUGAAGAGUGUGAUUUCUGCAGCCGGAAACUUAAAGAGACAGUCACCUGACAUGAAUGAGGAGCUGAUUGCCCUGCGAGCGAUCCGUGACGUCAAUGUUCCCAAGUUCCUGGUGGACGACCUCAAACUCUUCAGUGGGAUCGUGUCAGACCUCUUUCCGGCCAUCAGUGCUUUGGCAGAGGAACCCAUUGAUUAUGGGUCCCUGGACGAAUCUCUGCACUCAACCUGCAAGGAGCAAAAUCUCCAGGAUGUGCCAGGUUUCAUGAAGAAAUGUAUACAACUGUAUGAGACAACUGUAGUGCGACACGGCCUAAUGCUGGUCGGGCCAGCAGGAUCGGGGAAAACGAAGGCCUACAAGGUACUGCAGGGAGCCAUGACAUCCCUGGCAGGAACGAUGUCGCCGUCUGGAGCUAAUUUCGAGAAGGUACACACAUACGUCUUGAACCCCAAGUCCAUCACUAUGGGGCAGCUUUACGGCGAGUUCGACGCGAUCACGCACGAAUGGACGGAUGGCAUCUUGUCAUCUCUGAUUCGGAUGGGGGCGGCCACUGACGACAAGGACAAGCGAUGGUAUGUCUUUGACGGGCCUGUGGAUGCAGUGUGGAUCGAAAACAUGAACACCGUGCUAGACGACAACAAAAAACUGUGCCUCACCAGCGGCGAGAUCAUCAAGCUCACUGAGCCAAUGACCUUGAUGUUUGAGGUGGCCGACCUGGCCGUGGCCUCUCCCGCCACAGUCAGUCGCUGUGGUAUGGUGUACUUGGAACCCAGUUACAUCGGGCUCGAACCAUUCGUGGACUGUUGGCUCAACACGCUGCCACCCCUCAUCAAGCCCUAUCGGCAGAAAUUCAAAGAACUCUUCGAUUUCUUCAUGGAGCCUGCUAUUGCUUUUGUACGCAAAACAUUGAGAGAGAUCGUGACAACAACCGAUGGAGGACUUGUCUUCAGCCUGCUGAAACUUUUAUACUGCUUCUUCACUCCAUUCGUUGUUAAGGAGGGCGAGAAGCCGCCGAAGGAGGAGAUCCUUGGUAUUUUGCCGGACCUCAUUGAGCCGUGGUUCAUCUUUGCACUCAUCUGGAGCAUAGGUGCAACCAGCGACGGCGACAGUCGCUUCGCCUUCUCGGACUGGCUGCGACAAACGAUGGAGAGUUUUAAAUUCCAGAUACAGUUCCCCGCUAAAGGGUUGGUGUAUGACUACAAUAUUGACAGCAUUCUAAAUAAAAGUGAUGAAGACGAAGAAGAAGAGGAAGGCGAAGGCAAGGAUAAAAAGGUAAGCUGGAAAAAUUGGUUGUCUGGAAUGGCUCCGUACCAGCUAUUGCCCGGCACGAAGUUUUCAGACAUUCUCGUCCCCACGAUUGAUACAACAAGAUGUAUGCACGUUAUCGGCAUGAUGGUGGAAGCCAAGACUCCGAUCCUCUGUGUCGGCCCGACAGGCACGGGCAAGACGAUGACAAUCGCAGACAAGUUGUUGCGGGCUUUGCCCAAAGAGUACGUGCCGGACUUCAUUGCGUUCUCGGCCAAAACCAGUGCUAACCAGACUCAGGACCUCAUUGAUGGCAAGCUAGACAAGCGACGAAAGGGCAUAUUUGGUCCACCUUUGGGGAAGUUCUUUGUUUUUUUCAUCGACGACCUGAACAUGCCGGCCCGCGAGGUUUACGGCGCCCAGCCUCCCAUCGAGCUCAUCCGACAGUAUAUGGACUUUUACGGAUGGUACGAUCGCAAGGCCAUCGGGGAAUUCCGACACCUUGUGGACGUGAAUUUCGUGUGUGCGAUGGGUCCGCCUGGAGGCGGGAGAAAUCCCGUUACAACGCGACUUCUACGUCACUUCAACUUCUUGUCCUUCCCGGAGAUGGAGGAUCCAAGCAAGCACAAGAUCUUUGCAACGAUUUUACACUCCUGGAUUGACCGUAAUGAGGCCAUCAAAAGCAUGUGCGAGCAGUUGGUAGACACGUGCAUUUCCUGCUACGACGCCAUCCAGACCCAGAUGCUGCCCACGCCUGCCAAAUGCCACUACACCUUCAACCUGCGGGACCUGUCCAAAGUGUUCCAAGGUAUUCUCAUGGCGGAAUCAACCAAGAUUGAGUCCGAGGAGAGCCUCCUAGGCUUGUGGUACCACGAAAGUUGCAGAGUUUACCAGGAUCGCUUAGUGAACGACGAGGACAGAGCCUGGUUUGAUAAUCUGUGCGGCAACAAGAUGAUGGACGACUUCAGGAUCCAAAUCGAGACGGUCGUUACGCAGCGGCCUUUUUUGUGCUGCGACUUCUCUUCUGGCAGUGGUAGCGAUCGCCUCUAUGGUUACGCGUCUGACCACGACAAGCUUGUAAAGGUGCUGGAUGAGUACCUGGAGGACUACAACCAGGUGUCCACCGCCCCCAUGCGCCUAGUUCUCUUCAUGGACGCCGUCAAACACGUGUGCCGCAUCACUCGCAUCGUGCGACAACCGCUGGGCAACGCCCUCCUGCUGGGGAUGGGUGGUUCGGGCCGUCAGUCCCUCACGCGCCUUUCCGCCCACGUGAUGGAAUAUGACUGCUUUCAAAUCGAGCUGUCAAAGAACUAUGGCAUUAACGAGUGGAAAGAUGACCUUCGAAAAGUUAUGAUGAAAGCAGGUAUUGAAGGCCAGCCAGUGGUCUUCCUCUUCAGCGACACGCAGAUCAAGCGCGAGUCUUUCCUCGAAGACCUGAACAACAUCCUGAACUCCGGCGACGUGCCCAACAUUUACGGUAUGGACGAGGAGGAGCAGAUCUACACCGCCAUGAAGUCGCCCGUCCUUGAGAUGGGCCUGCCGCCCACAAAGACAAACCUCUUCUCCGCCUAUAAGAAAUCAGUGCGGAGCAAUCUGCACACGGUCAUCACCAUGAGUCCCCUGGGCGAAAUAUUUCGAGCUCGCCUCCGGCAGUUCCCGGCCCUGGUCAACUGCUGUACGAUUGACUGGUUCAGCGAAUGGCCGGCAGAGGCGCUGCAAUCGGUGGCCCUGCGUUUUCUGAAUGACAUUGCUGAUCUGGAUUGCACCGACAUGGUCUUACAGGGUCUGGUGUCAGUGUGCAAGGAGAUUCAUCAGUCCGUGUUUACAUUUUCGGCCAGGUUUUUGGCAGAGUUGUCACGUCACAAUUAUGUAACCCCGACCAGCUUUCUGGAACUGCUGGGCAUCUUCUCUAAGUUGAUCGGAAUUAAGACGACAGAGAUCACUAACAACCAAAGAAGAUUAAAGACUGGGCUAGAUAAGCUCUUGACAACAGCGGACGAAGUAGCAGUGAUGCAAAUCGAGCUUGCAGAUAUGAGUCCUGAACUGGAGGCGGCUGUUGAGGAGGCGAAACUUACUAUGAAGAAAAUAGCUAAGGACACUGAAAUUGCGGGAGAGACGAAGAGAGAGGUUCAAAAGCAAAAAGCGGCGGCCACGGCCAAGGCAAAUGAAGCUCAAGCAAUCGCCGACUCCGCCCAGAGGGACCUGAACGAAGCACUACCCGCUCUCGACGCGGCCUUGGCCAGCCUCAAGUCCUUGAGCAAGAACGAUGUCGUGGAAGUGAAGUCCAUGCAGAAGCCACCGGCCGGCGUCCGCCUGGUCAUCGAGGCCGUGUGCAUCAUGCAGGGCGUCAAACCAAAAAAAAUCGCCGGGGAAAAGUUAGGAACCAAGGUGGAUGACUACUGGGAUUCGGGGAAGAACCUUCUUCAGGAUGCUGGGAAGUUCCUGGAUAGUCUCUUUACUUACGAUAAGGAAAACAUCCCCGACAGUGUUAUCUCCAAAAUCCAGCCUUACAUGGAAAACGAAAACUUUAUGCCGGAAGCUAUUCAGAAGGUGUCCAAAGCCUGCACGUCCAUCUGUCAGUGGGUGCGAGCGAUGCACACAUACCAUUUUGUGUCCAAGGCCGUGGCUCCUAAGCGGGAGGCUCUAAAGUUGGCCUCGGAAGAGCUGGCGGAAACCCAGAAAAUUCUGGACAUCGCCAUGCAAAGGCUAAAGGAAGUGGAGGAUGGCCUGAAGAAGCUGGAAAUGACCUACAAGCAGUGUGUGGACAAGAAGACGGAUCUGGAGAACAAGUGCAAGCAAUGCGAGGCCAGGUUGAUUAGAGCUGACAAGCUGAUAGGUGGACUGGCAGGUGAGAAAGACAGGUGGGCCGAGUCGGUCACACUACUUUCAGAGCUUGUGACCAAAAUCGUGGGAGACGUGCUGAUCGCAGCCGGGGCAGUCGCCUACCUGGGAUCUUUCACGGGAGAGUUCCGGCAGGAAAUGACAGCUGAGUGGAUAAGGCAGUUAGACAAGUACAAUGUCCCCCACACCGAGCACCCGAACCUCGUGGACACGAUGAGCGACCCAGUGAAGGUGCGCAACUGGCAGAUUGCCGGCUUGCCCAAGGACAACCUGUCUGUAGAGAACGGGGUCAUCGUGCAGUUCUCCCGACGAUGGCCGCUGUUCAUUGACCCGCAGGGACAGGCCAACAAAUGGGUCCGAAAUAUGGGAAAGGACGACGGGAUCGACGUCGUCAAGUUGUCGGACAAGGACCUCCUAAGGGUUCUGGAAAACGCCAUUCGCUUUGGAAAGCCUUGCCUGAUAGAAAAUGUCGGCACAGAACUGGACCCGUCGCUGGAACCUGUCCUGCUUAAGCAGGUUUACAAGCAGCAAGGCAACCUGGUGAUCAAACUGGGCGACAACGUGGUUCCCUACCACUACGAUUUCCGCCUGUACGUGACCACGAAGCUGCCCAACCCGCACUACACCCCCGAGAUCUCCACUAAAGUCACUCUUGUCAACUUCACCUUGUCACCCAGUGGUCUGCAGGACCAGCUCAUCGGCAUUGUAGUGGCAGAGGAGCGACCUGACCUGGAAGAAGCCAAGAGCCAGCUGAUCAUCAACAACGCCAAAAUGAAGGCCGACUUAAAGGAGAUCGAGGAAAAAAUCCUAUAUCGCCUUUCGGCUUCCGAAGGCAGCCCGGUAGAUGACGUGGAUCUCAUCCAAACACUGGAGGCCUCAAAGAUCACUUCUGACGAAAUCAAAAUGAAAGUGAAGGCAGCCGAGGUCACCGAGAAGGACAUCGACAAAACACGCAUGAACUAUGUCCCUGUGGCCGUCAACGCCCAGCUUCUGUUCUUCUGCGUGGCCGACAUGUCAAAGAUCGACCCCAUGUAUCAGUAUUCUCUCGAGUGGUUCAUCGCUAUCUUCAUCAGCAGCAUCCGCCAAGCUGCUAAAGCAGAGGAGUUCGAGCAACGCAUCACCAACGUCAACGACUUCUUCACCUUCAGCUUGUACUGCAACGUCUGCAGGUCUCUGUUUGAAACACACAAGUUGAUGUUUGCCUUUCUUCUGUCCGCUCGCAUCAACCUGUUCUACGGAAUCAUCCAAAUGGAGGAAUACCGACACUUUGUUGCUGGGGGUACAAGCACACCGAAGGUGAUGGAAAACCCUGCUCCCAGCUGGCUGUCCACCCGCUCUUGGAACGAGAUCCUAACGCUGGGAGCGCUGAAAACCUUUAGCGCCUUCGUCGAAGACUUUUCGAAUCAUAUCGACCAUUUUAAGAUGAUUUUUGACAGCCAAGAGCCUCAUAAAGAGGAUCUACCUGGAGAAUGGAACACAGAAUUCGACCAGUUCCAGAAGAUGCUGAUACUAAAGGCCUUGCGGUUGGACAAAGUGACCAAUGCGAUGCAAGAAUACGUUGCAGUUAAUCUAGGUCAGCGCUUCAUUGAGCCUCAGUCAAUCAACCUCGGCGAAGUCUUCAAAGAGUCGUCUUCGGUAAUGCCUUUAAUUUUUGUCUUGUCCACUGGCACUGACCCUGCCAACGAACUGUACAAACUGGCCGAAGAAUUGAAGUUCUCAAAGAAACUCAGCGCUAUUUCUCUGGGCCAGGGUCAGGGUCCCAUAGCAGAGGAGAUGAUGAAGCUUGCAAUAGAACAAGGCAAGUGGGUCUUCUUUCAAAAUUGUCAUCUUGCUCCAAGCUGGAUGCCUUCCUUGGAACAUCUGGUUGAACAGCUUGACCCGACUAAGAUGCAUAAAGAUUUCCGGUUGUGGCUGACGAGCAUGCCCAGUGAAAAGUUCCCAGUGUACAUCCUGCAGAACGGUUCCAAGAUGACGGUAGAGCCGCCCAAGGGCAUCAAGGCCAACCUGCUUCGGUCCUACGCCACCUUCACCGAUGACUUUUUGGAGUCGUGCAAAAAUAAAUCUGUUACCUUCAAGCAUCUACUACUGUCACUGUGCUUGUUUCACGGAGUGCUUCUAGAGCGUAGAAAAUUUGGUGCUCUUGGAUUUAAUAUUCCCUACGAGUUCACAGAUGGCGAUAGACGCAUCUGCAUCAGUCAGCUUCAGAUGUUCCUCAUGGAGUACGAGGAUAUACCCUACAAGGUGUUAAAGUACACUGCAGGGCACAUCAACUAUGGCGGCCGAGUGACGGACGACUGGGAUAGACGAUGUCUGAUGAAUAUCCUCAACGACUUCUACGCGGAGCAGGUGCUCCACUCGGAUCACUUGUACAGCGAGAACGGCAUCUACCACCAGUUGCCGGACGAAAUCGAUAUUAACGGCUCUGUCGCAUACAUCAGGUCCCUGCCCAUCAACGACACGCCGGACAUCUUUGGCCUCCAUGACAACGCAAAUAUUACCUUCGCACAGAACGAGACGAACCUCUUGCUCACCGGUCUGGUCAACCUGCAACCAAAGACAACUGGUGGAGGGGGAAAGUCUCAGGAGGAGGUGAUGGAAGAAACGGCGCGGAGAAUUGCUAAGGAAAUUCCAAAUUCCAUCGAAAUCGAAUCCGUGAUGACAAAAUACCCGGUGCUGUACGAGCAGUCAAUGAACACCGUCCUGGCGCAGGAAGUCAUCAGGUAUAACAAGCUUCUAAACACCAUACAUCGGUCUCUGAGUGACCUUCUCAAGGCUCUCAAGGGUCUUGUCGUCAUGUCGGGUGAGCUGGAAGAGAUGGCCUACAGCCUUUACGACAACUGCGUGCCCUCGAUGUGGGCCGGAAAGGCAUAUCCGUCCUUGAAGCCCUUGGGAUCCUGGGUUAUCGACCUUGAGCAUCGCAUGAAAUUCAUCAACUCUUGGAUCGAUGAUGGCAUCCCAGCGGUCUUUUGGAUUUCUGGCUUCUUUUUCCCGCAAGCCUUCCUGACGGGCACGUUACAGAACUACGCUCGCAAGGUGAAGAUUCCUAUCGACACCAUCGGCUUUGACUUCCAGGCGAUGAAAGAGCCAGUCAAAAGUAUUUCUGCUGGCCCCGAGGACGGCUGCUACAUCUACGGGAUGUUUGUGGAGGGUGCGCGCUGGGACAGCGACAAGCAGGAGCUGGCGGAGUCGCGUCCCAAGGAGCUGUUCACCGACAUGCCGGCCUUCUGGCUCAUUCCAUCUCAGAACCGAGAGACGCCGACCUCUGGCAUCUACGAGAGUCCACUGUACAAGACGUUGACCAGGGCAGGUACCCUGUCGACCACUGGCCACUCCACGAACUUCGUCUUCACUAUGGAGGUGCCAACUAGCUUGUCCCAGCAGCACUGGAUCAAACGUGGUGUAGCCAUGCUGUGUGCCCUCAACUACUAGCUGCAGGUGGCUGGCAGGGACUGGACACAGCAACGGUCACACAUCUCUAACCUUUUAUUUAAAUAUAUUGUGAGGACAAGAUCAGAGUUGCAAGGAAUCCUAUCCAGCCUCUUCCUUCCUUGACGGUAGGGGAAAAUUUCUUUGUGAGAUCAACGGUGUUGUAAACAAUAUCAAUGAGCCCUAAUCAACAUCAACAACCAGGGUAGUAUUGUAGUAAAAUAUCAUACAGACAGAUAAAAACACGUCCUGAGUUACAAAUCUAAGGUAUUCGUUAAUAAAUCUAUUUUCUACGAAGAAUCAUGACAAUAGAAAAAAAUGA